AUGGACGGAGCUUCGUCUAAUAUAUAUGCAUCUGCAAACUCUGUCGUAAAGUUCAAUGGGCAGAACUAUGGUGAAUGGUCAGAACAGAUCCGGUUUUCACUAGGUGUUAUGUCACUUGACCAUGCCAUACUUACGGAAGAUGAGCCUGCAGCCAUUACAGAAGAAAGCUCCGAAACGGACAAGUCUCGAUAUGAGACUUGGGAGCGCUCUAACAGGCUAAGUCUCAAUCUUAUGAGGAUGACGAUGGCAGAAAGUUUUAAGCCAUCUAUGCCUAAGACAGAGAGUGCAAGGGAAUUCAUAGAAAAGAUAAAGGAGUGUUCACAAUCGGAAUUGGCCGACAAGUCAAUUGUAGGGAGCCUAAUGAGUGAGCUCACUACAAGAAAGUUUGACUGGUCCCAACCUAUUCACGAUCAUGUAACACACAUGUCAAACUUGGCAGCAAGGCUCUCUACCUUGGGAAUGGAGGACCUUAAAGAGCUAAAGGCCAUGUUAGUACAAGAGGAAGGGAGACUAAAGAAGAUGGGUGUCCAAGUUGUGAAUCUAAUGGGUCAUGGAGGAGCAAGCACCAGUAAGGGAAAGACAAGUAAAAAUGACAAACGUAAAGAUUCUUCUUUACCUAAAGGCCCCGAAAAGAAGAUUCAGAAGGAAAGGAAGUGUUUCUUCUGUAGAGAAACGGGACACUUCAAGAAGGAUUGUCUGAAAAGAAAGGCAUGGUUUGAAUCGAAUCUUAAUGAAGUGCCUAAUAAUACUUGGUGGUUAGAUUCUGGUGCUACUACUCAUGUGUCUCACAUUGAACAGGGAUUCAGUACGAUCCAGCCUAUAAAAGGAAGUGAACAAUACUUGUUCAUGGGAAACAGGAUGAAGGCACAAAUUAAAGGCGUCGGGACCUACAGAUUGAUCUUAGACACAUGA
This is a messenger RNA of Salvia splendens (bonfire salvia), 912 nucleotides long. RefSeq lists its product as uncharacterized. The transcript is spliced from 3 exons. The record is from RefSeq and is a predicted model, not a curated record. Gene Ontology annotation, molecular function: zinc ion binding; nucleic acid binding. Lineage: Eukaryota; Viridiplantae; Streptophyta; Magnoliopsida; Lamiales; Lamiaceae. Bases 1 to 912 code for a protein of 303 amino acids.